Xylona heveae TC161 is the source of this 1757-nucleotide messenger RNA. RefSeq names its product NAD(P)-binding protein. The record is from RefSeq and is a predicted model, not a curated record. Bases 269 to 1411 code for a protein of 380 amino acids. The transcript has 4 exons. NCBI's taxonomy places the organism in Eukaryota, Fungi, Ascomycota, Xylonomycetes, Xylonales, Xylonaceae.
GCGCCCAGUGUGCGGACACUUGGGUUUGCUUAUCUAUUUUGACUGUCUAUUUGUGACUUGAUAACAAUCAUUUGACAAUCGUCUGUCAAAGGAAAGCGCUGUUCUCGGAGCCGUGCUCCGCUAAAAGUUUGAAUUGUGCGAGAAUUGAGGGGCAAAUAUAUAAUCCGCACCCCUAAAUUUACCGUUGACCUACACACUUCUCCGACUCGAGCAGCAAGAUUCGCAGCGAAACAAACAAUAAUUAGCAUUUCUGCUAUUUGGCCAAACCAUGGCGACGACGGAUGGAGCGGAGAAGCCUACCGUGUUGAUUAUUGGCGGAUUAGGUUACAUUGGUCGUUUCCUUGCAUUGCAUAUCCACGAAAAUAACCUCGCCUCAGAGGUGCGCCUUGUUGAUAAGGUGCUCCCGCAAUUGGCAUGGCUGGGCCCAGAGUUUAAAGAUGCUUGCGCGCAAGAUAAGUUUAUGCAGGCGGAUGCGUCCCGAGAACAUUCACUUUCGCGUGUUUUCGAUCGGCCGGACGGUAAACAAUUUGAUUAUGUUUUCAAUUGCGGCGGAGAAACACGAUAUUCACAGGAUGAUGAGGUGUACCGAUUACGUACAUACAAUCUUUCAGUGGAGAUUGGCAAGGAAGCCGCUCGGCGAAAUGUGAAAUGUUUUGUCGAAUUGAGCUUAGGAAGCGUUUACAAGUCAGAGUCGAGUCCAAGAAAAGAGACGGAUAAGACCAAGCCGUGGAAACGCGUUGCGAAAUGGAAAUUGUCCGCCGAGGAGGAACUCCAAAAAAUCGAAGGCCUGAAUCUGGUCAUUCUGCGACUGGCAUAUGUCUAUGGCGAUUACUCUGCCAAGUUCGUCGGCACGGCGUUGAGCAUGGCUCGCGUAUAUCAACAUCUUGGCAAGGAACUCAAGUUCUUAUGGAGCAAGGAUACCCGUGUAAAUACGGUGCACAUCAACGAUGUAGCCAGGGCCCUCUGGCGAGCAGCCGACUGGUAUGCGCACGGAAAGGAUGGUUGGGAUGAAGCCAGUUUGGGCAAAACUCCGCUUUUUAACAUUGUGGAUCACGGAAAUACUUCUCAAGGAAUCAUGUCCGAGCUAAUUGCUCAGAUCUUCAACAUCCCUACCGGUUUCCAAAACAGCGUGAUAUCCUCAUUUGCUCGUCUUAAUCUCGACUAUGUUGUUGAUGAUGUUAAUGAUGAGACGCUUGGCCCCUGGGCCGAUCUCCUCGCUGCCGCCAACAUUACCCGUCCAGGCCCACUAAAUCCGUUCAUGGAGAAGGAACUACUCAAGGACGCUCACCUCUCUCUGGACGGUAGCCGCUUCGAGAAAGUGACUGGCUUCACAUACGAGAAACCGCGACUUACCAAAGAGGAGCUGGAAAAGGUUAUUGAAAGCUAUAAACGGAUGAAUUGGUGGCCUUGACGAUGCUUUCGCCCAUAACCUCUGCCAGAUUGACGACCGAAUUCACAAGUGCAGCUUGAUUUCGACGAAAGAAUUAGCAUCUCAUCUAUCUCCCUACGACUGAUGACGAUUAUGCAUUAUCAGGCGUCCUGCGAUCUCUCUAUUUUCGGGCUCUGCUCUAACAGCCAAGCAGGAAACGGGCGUAUGUAACGAAAUGCAACUGAGCAUGUCAAAGAAGCUUAACUGCUUUACUCGACAAGCAAAGCUGCCAUGCAAUAUAUAUCUCGACCGAUCCAAUUCACUGCUGGCUAGAAGAGGAGCAAUUUCGGUACGACAUGACCAGAAGAUGUCUUUACUCUAAUCAUUU